Molecule: messenger RNA, 1281 nt
Organism: Filobasidium floriforme
Lineage: Eukaryota; Fungi; Basidiomycota; Tremellomycetes; Filobasidiales; Filobasidiaceae
Exons: 6
Coding region: 1-1281 (426 amino acids)
Biological process (GO): telomere maintenance; double-strand break repair via homologous recombination; reciprocal meiotic recombination
Cellular component (GO): centrosome; Rad51B-Rad51C-Rad51D-XRCC2 complex; replication fork
Molecular function (GO): single-stranded DNA binding; ATP-dependent activity, acting on DNA; four-way junction DNA binding
Source: RefSeq, a predicted model, not a curated record
AUGCGACUCAAGCGUCUCCAACCAUCCCUUAACCCCGAAGCUCAAAAGCUCGUCACGCUACUCGACACGAUCGGCGUGAAAUCGACCGAUCAAGUCGUCCACACCCGCUCGACAAGGUUGUUCGGCUUGCUCCGACAAGCAACUAGGAAUGCCAGAGAUGCUCAAGGGAACGACAACGACGACCAGGACGGAGUGACGAUCGGGGAGGCAUGGGGAUCGUUGUUGGAAGCCUGUCUGCAGGAGGAAUUAGCGGGCAGGAAACCUUUGAACGCCAUGUCGAUCCUGGAUCUGGCUGGUGGUAGCAGUGGCGGGGAAGACGCGGGGUCGGGCUCAACUUCAGCGGGAUUCGGAUUCGGGUUGGAAAGCCUGGACGACCUCUUGAUGGGUUUCUUCAAGGAAUUCUCGCAAGGCGGAGUUGUAGAGGUUGCAGGGACGAAAAGCUCAGGACGGACUGCGAGCAUCCUACUAGCGCUGCACCUAGUCCUGCGAAUCCUCUUCCACGACCCACGAUCAACCUGUCUCUGGAUAGAUACAGAAGCUUCCUUCGACGCCGACCGGGUCAAGGAUAUCAGCGCGAGGCUUUCCUCUCCGUCACCCACACCACACGUUCAAGGUGGUAUAGAUGUGGAAGCAGCCAAGAGUGAAGAUCUUGCAAGAUCCCAACAAGGGGAAGCACAGGAUGCGUUGGAGAGGCUUGAGCUUGCUGUCCUGUUUGAUCUGGACGGGGUGAAACAGACGUUGAACCUCUUCCGGCAGAAACAACUGGAUAACAGCAGCGGUAAUACAGAUAGGAACUGCGACGAAACGAAUGACGGCAUCGUGGAGCAGCCAAAUACGACGGGGAACACAGGGAAGAAGGUCAUCGUCAUCGAUUCGAUAGGACCUCUCUUAGGACCUUGUCUGGUCAGUGGGAACGCGCACGGUCGGGCGGAAAUGCAAGCCUUCUUGGAUGGUUUGAAGGUGUUGGUAGAAAAAACCGGGGCAUUGUGUAUAAUGAUCAACUCUACAACCCCCCUGACAGGUCCGCGGCAACUGAACUCCUUUCCCUCCGUCUUCAGCACGACCUCGGUCAAACCGGCGCUGGGUCUGAGCUUCACGUAUACGAGCGAUGUGACGUUGUUGCUGCAGCGGACGGGGGAGGUGUUUGACCAAGACGACAGGGAGAGGAAGGACGGGGCGGGGAGGAGUGUCGUGGAGGUCUUGAAGAACAAGUUUGGGCCGGCAUCAACAUGGACGGUGUUUCAGACUGACGGGAUCGGGAUUUACGACGUGUCGCCCUGA